Labrus bergylta (ballan wrasse) is the source of this 1408-nucleotide messenger RNA. It is a transcript of the gene f7l, whose product is annotated as coagulation factor VII, like. The record is from RefSeq and is a predicted model, not a curated record. Gene Ontology annotation, biological process: blood coagulation; proteolysis. Gene Ontology annotation, cellular component: extracellular region. NCBI's taxonomy places the organism in Eukaryota, Metazoa, Chordata, Actinopteri, Labriformes, Labridae. Gene Ontology annotation, molecular function: serine-type endopeptidase activity; calcium ion binding.
GAUAAUCAGAGACAAAUAUGGCGUCCGUCCGCAAAGAGAAGAAGACACUUUUCCUUCUACGACUCCUCAUGGCGUGUAUCCCAGCAUGCACUGGGUUUCCAGGAGGAGUGACAGUGAGCAGACCUGAGGCCAGCGUUUUCCUGCGUCGCAGUCGUCGGGCGAACUUCCUGUUUGAGGAGCUGAAGAGAGGAAAUCUGGAGCGCGAGUGUUUGGAGGAGAAAUGUUCCUACGAGGAGGCGAAGGAGAUCUUCGCUCUGCCGCAGCAGCUGGAGGUCUUCUGGAGGAAGUACACAGCCGUGGAUCACUGCCAGUCGUCUCCCUGUAGGAACGGAGCGACCUGCACUCGCCAUGUCGACACCUACGUCUGCAAAUGUCCGCCUGGUUUCCAUGGUUUCCACUGUGAGAAAGCUCGCCUUACCUCCAGAGGUUGUCGCUAUAGAAACGGAGGAUGUGAACAUUUCUGCAGAAUGCUUCCGGAUCGUUCUCCCGUCUGUUUCUGCGCUAAAGGCUACAGUCUGGGCCGGGACAACAGCACCUGUCUGCCUCAAGAUCAGGUUCCCUGUGGACGACCUCAGUCACAUGUAACCCCCCGCGUCGUCAACGGGAACGUCUGCCCCAAAGGACAAUGUCCAUGGCAGGCUCUCCUGAAAGACAAGCUCUUGUUCAUCUGUGGAGCGAUCGUUCUCUCUGAUCAGUGGGUUCUGACGGCCGCUCACUGUGUGUGGAGGAAAACUGUGAGCUCGCUCCAAGUCACUGUGGGUAAACACGACCGUGACGUGGAUGAGAAGUCGGAGCAGAGGCGUCUUGUGGCGUCCGUGUUCAUCCAUCACAACUACAACCACUCCAACACGGACAGCGACAUGGCGUUGCUGAGGCUGGACCAGCCCGUCAAACUGGGAUUCUCCGUGGUCCCCAUCUGUCUCCCCGCCCGGAACAGCACCUUCAGCCAGACGCUGGCCAACGUGCGUCACUCCACCGUGUCCGGCUGGGGCCGCCAGUCACAGUUUGGCCUCACGUCCAGCGUCCUGCUGCGGCUCUCGCUGCCAAGGGUCCCGCUGCAGGAGUGCCGCCGCCACACGGGGCUCAACAUCACCCGGAACAUGCUCUGCGCUGGGUACCAGACAGGGGGGCGGGACGCCUGCGAGGGCGACAGUGGCGGGCCGCUGGUGACCCGCUACAGGAACACGUGGUUCCUCACGGGCGUGGUCAGCUGGGGGAAGGGCUGUGCCAACCAGAACAUGUACGGGAUCUACGCCAAGGUCAGCAACUUCCUGGACUGGAUCGAUGACAUCAUGUCCACCGGCUCAGGUUCAUCCUGAGGAGAAACAUCGGGUUCAAAGUUCAAUCAGUGAAACUCUGUAAGAGGUCGAUGCUUUUAUUAUUAAACAAAUAAAAUGAAAUAAAUAAA